This is a messenger RNA of Balaenoptera acutorostrata (minke whale), 6111 nucleotides long. It is a transcript of the gene IQGAP3, whose product is annotated as IQ motif containing GTPase activating protein 3. Bases 63 to 5081 code for a protein of 1672 amino acids. The record is from RefSeq and is a predicted model, not a curated record. Gene Ontology annotation, cellular component: cytoplasm. Gene Ontology annotation, biological process: regulation of actin cytoskeleton organization; regulation of GTPase activity. The transcript has 39 exons. NCBI's taxonomy places the organism in Eukaryota, Metazoa, Chordata, Mammalia, Artiodactyla, Balaenopteridae. Gene Ontology annotation, molecular function: GTPase activator activity; calmodulin binding; actin filament binding.
GUGGCUACGAUGAGGGGCGGUGGCCGGGCGGCGGGAGAUUCAAACCUGGAAGAAGGAGGAACAUGGAGGGGAGAGGAACGGGCCCGGGCCGGGCGACCUAUGAACGCCUCACAGCUGAGGAAAUGGAUGAACAGAGGCGGCAGAAUGUCGCCUAUGAGUACCUGUGCCGGCUGGAGGAAGCCAAGCGCUGGAUGGAGGCCUGCCUGAAGGAGGAGCUUCCUUCCCCUGUGGAGCUGGAGGAGAGCCUCCGGAACGGAGUACUGCUAGCCAAGCUGGGCCACUGUUUUGCACCCUCUGUGGUUCCCUUGAAGAAGAUCUAUGACGUGGAGCAGCUACGGUACCAGGCAACUGGCUUGCAUUUCCGUCACACAGACAACAUCAACUUUUGGCUGUCUGCAGUAGCCCACAUCGGUCUGCCUUCGACCUUCUUCCCAGAGACCACGGACAUUUAUGACAAGAAGAACAUGCCCCGGGUGGUCUACUGCAUCCAUGCACUCAGUCUCUUCCUCUUCCGGCUGGGAUUGGCCCCUCAGAUACAUGAUCUAUAUGGGAAAGUGAAAUUCACAGCUGAGGAACUCAGCAACAUGGCCUCUGAACUAGCUAAAUAUGGCCUCCAGCUGCCUGCCUUCAGCAAGAUCGGGGGCAUCCUGGCCAAUGAACUCUCGGUGGAUGAGGCUGCAGUCCAUGCAGCUGUUCUUGCCAUCAAUGAGGCAGUGGAGCGAGGAGUGGUCAAGGACACUCUGGCUGCCUUGCAGAAUCCCAGUGCUCUGCUGGGGAAUCUUCGAGAGCCUCUGGCAGCCAUCUACCAGGAGCUGCUGGCCCAGGCCAAGAUGGAGAAGGCUGCCAAUGCCAGGAACCGCUUUUUGCAGAAUGAUGGAGAAAGCCAGGACAUCUAUGACUGCUACCUAACUCAGGCUGAAAUCCAGGGCAACAUCAACCAUGUCAAUGUCCAUGGGGCUCUAGAAGUUGUUGAUGAUGCCCUGGAAAGACAGAGCCCUGAGGCCUUGCUUGAGGCCCUUCAAGACCCUGUCCUGGCCCUGCAAGGAGUGAGCAGAGACUUUGCAGACUGGUACCUGGAACAGCUGAGCUCAGACAGAGAGCAGAAAGCACAGGAGCUGGGCCUGGUGGAGCUUCUGGAAAAGGAGGAGGUCCAAGCUGGUGUGGCUGCAGCCAACAUAAAGGGUGAUCAGGAGCAAGCCACUUUGCCCACUGCCAGGCCUCUGGUCCUCUGGAUUACAGUUCUCCCACGUUUUCACCAGUGGAAAGCAGAUGAAAAUAUCCUGCAGAGCUGCCUCAAAUGCCUCCUCCUCUUGCUCCAGGCUGUGCAGAGGAUCAACAAAGCCAUCCGGAGGGGCGUGGCAGCUGACACCGUGAAGGAGCUGAUGUGCCCGGAAGCCCAGCUGCCUCCAGUGUACCCCUUUGCAUCAGCUGUGUACCAGCAGGAGCUGGCAGUGCUCCAGCGGCAGCAGCAGGGGGAGCUUGGCCAGGAGGAGCUCUUCGUGGCCGUGGAGAUGCUCUCAGCCGUGGUCCUGAUCAACCGAGCUCUGGAGGCCAGGGAUGCCAGCAGCUUCUGGAGCAGUCUGGUGAACCCCGCCACAGGGCUGGCCGAGGUGGAAGGAGAGAAUGCUCAACGGUACUUUGAUACUCUGGUGAAGCUGCAACAGGUGCAUGGAAUGGAUGGGGCCUUCCUGAGCUGGAAUGAUCUUCAGGCCACCGUGAGUCAGGUCAACGCCCGGAUCCAGGAAGAGACCAAUCAGGUCCUUGCGGUCAGCCUCAUCAAUGAGGCUCUGGAACAGAACAACCCUGAAAAGACCCUCUCCUCCCUUCUGCUUCCUGCGGCUGGCCUGGACGAUGUCAGCCUUCCUGUUGCCCCUCGGUACCAUCUCCUCCUCGUGGCGGCCAAAAAGCAGAAGGCCCAGGUGACAGGGGAUCCUGGAGCUGUGCUAUGGCUGGAAGAGAUCCGCCAGGAAGUGGUUAGAGCCAACCAGGACACAAACACAGCUCAGAGGAUGGCUCUUGGUGUGGCCGCCAUCAAUCAGGCCAUCAAGGAGGGCAAGGCAGCCCAGACAGAACGGGUGUUAAGGAACCCCUCCGUGGGCCUCCGAUGGGUGGUUCCUGACUGUGCUGAUGGGUACCAGCGAGUCCUGGAAGAUGCCAUGGCAAAGAAGCGGCGCCCAGGGGAUACAGCGCUCUGGGUUCAACAUGACAUGAAGGAUGGUACCGCCUACUACUUCCAUCUGCAGACCUUCCAGGGGACCUGGGAGCGACCCCCCAGCUGCCGCCUCAACACCUCCCACCUGACUCGGGAGGAGAUCCAGUUGGUCGUCACCAAGAUCACCGCUGCCCACGACCGCCAACAGCUCUGGAAGGCCAAUGUGGGCUUCAUUAUCCGGCUCCAGGCCCGCCUCCGCGGCUUCCUCGUUCGGCAGAAGUUUGCUGAACGUUCCCACUUUCUGAGGACCUGGCUCCCAGCAAUCAUCAAAAUCCAGGCUCAUUGGCGGGGUUACAGACAGCGGAAGAUUUACCUGGAACGGUUGCAGUAUUUAAAAGCAAACACGAAUGCUGUAAUCAAGAUCCAGGCUUGGGCCCGGAUGUGGGCAGCUCGGAGGCGAUACCGGAGGCGUCUGGGCUACUUCCAGAAGAAUGUUAACUCCAUCGUGAAGAUCCAGGCAUUUUUCCGAGCCAGGAAAGCCCGGGAUGACUACAGGAUGUUAGUCCGCGCGCCCCAUCCCCCUCUCAGCGUGGUACGCAGAUUUGCCCACCUCUUGAAUCAAAGCCACCAGGACUUCUUGGCUGAGGCAGAGCUGCUGAAGCUCCAGGAAGAGGUGGUCAGGAAGAUCCGGUCCAAUCAGCAGCUGGAGCAGGACCUCAAUCUCAUGGACAUCAAGAUUGGCCUGCUGGUGAAGAAUCGGAUCACCCUGCAGGAAGUGGUCUCCCACUGCAAGAAGCUGACCAAGAAGAAUAAGGAACAGCUGUCAGAUAUGAUGGUUCUGGACAAGCAGAAGGGAUUAAAGUCGCUGAGCAAAGAGAAACGGCAGAAACUAGAAGCUUACCAACACCUCUUCUACCUGCUCCAGACUCAACCCAUCUACCUGGCCAAGCUGAUCUUUCAGAUGCCGCAGAACAAAACCACCAAGUUCAUGGAAUCAGUGAUUUUCAGUCUAUACAACUAUGCCUCCAACCGCCGAGAGGCCUAUCUCCUGCUCCAGUUGUUCAAGACAGCACUCCAGGAGGAAAUCAAGUCGAAGGUGGAGCAGCCCCAGGACAUGGUGACAGGCAACCCAACGGUGGUGAGGCUGGUGGUGAGAUUCUAUCGUAACGGGAGGGGGCAGAGUGCCCUGCGGGAGAUCCUGGGCAAGGUGAUCCAGGAUGUGCUGGAGGACAAGAUGCUCAGCAUCCACACAGACCCUGUCCACCUCUACAAGAGCUGGAUCAACCAGACCGAGGCCCAGACAGGGCAGCGCAGCCACCUCCCCUAUGACAUCACCCCAGAGCAGGCCUUGAGCCACCCCGAGGUCCAGAGACGACUGGACAUCUCCCUCCGCAACCUCCUUGCCAUGACCGAUAAGUUCCUUGCAGCCAUCAUCUCAUCUGUGGACCAAAUUCCGUAUGGGAUGCGAUAUGUGGCCAAGGUCCUGAAGACAACUCUGGCAGAGAAGUUCCCCGACGCCACAGAGAAUGAGGUCUAUAAGGUCGUAGGGAACCUCCUGUACUACCGCUUCCUGAACCCGGCUGUAGUGGCCCCCGACGCCUUCGACAUUGUGGCCAUGGCAGCAGGCGGCGCCCUGGCCACCCCCCAGCGUCACGCCCUGGGGGCUGUGGCUCAACUCCUGCAGCACGCUGCAGCUGGCAAGGCCUUCUCCAGGGAGAGCCAGCACCUGCGGGUCUUGAAUGACUAUCUGGAGGAGACACACCUCAAGUUCAGGAGGUUCAUCUGCCGAGCCUGCCACGUGCCAGAGCCAGAAGAGCGCUUUGCGAUGGAUGAGUACUCAGACAUGGUGGCUGUGGCCAAACCUGUGGUGUACAUCACCGUGGGGGAGCUGGUCAACACGCACAGGCUGUUGCUAGAACACCAGGACUGGAUCGCCCCUGAUCACUGCGACCCCCUGCACGAGCUCCUGGAGGACCUUGGGGAGCUGCCCACCGUCCCUGACCUCAUCGGGGAAAACGUAGCUGCGGAUGGGAACGUGGAUCUGAGCAAGCUAGAAGUGUCCCUGACACUGACCAACAAGUUUGAAGGGCUAGAGACAGAUGCUGACGACACCAAUGCCCGGAGCCUGCUUCUGAGCACCAAGCAGAUGCUGGCUGACAUCAUGCAGGUCCACUCUGGGGAUUCCCUCAAGGAGAUCCUGUCCCUCUCGGCCUCCAGAGAGCAGGAAGCAGCCCACAAGCGGCUGAUGUGCCGACGCCAGGCCUGUGAAGCCCAGACCCCAGAGUCGCUGCGACGACACCGCUCGCUGACAGCCCACUCCCUCCUGCCGCUGGCAGAGAAGCAACGGCGUGUCCUGCGGAACCUGCGCCGACUCGAGGGCCUGGGUUUGGUCAGCGCCAGCGACAGCUACCAGGGGCUGGUAGAUGAACUGGCCAAGGACAUCCGCAACCAGCGCAGGCACCGGCAGCGGCGGAAGGCAGAGCUGGUGAAGCUCCAGGCCACGUUCCAGGCCCUGAGCACUAAGACCACCUUUUAUGAGGAGCAGGGCGACUACUACAGCCAGUACAUCCGGGCCUGCCUGGACCACCUGGCCCCCAGCUCCAAGAGUUCUGGGAAAGGGAAGAAGCAGCCAUCUCUCCAUUACACUGCUGCCCAGCUCCUGGAGAAGGGUGUCUUGGUGGAAAUUGAAGAUCUUCCCACCUCUCACUUCAGAAAUGUGAUCUUUGACAUCACCCCUGGAGAUGAGGCAGGAAAGUUCGAAGUAAAUGCCAGGUUCCUGGGUGUGGACAUGGAGCGAUUUCAGCUUCACUAUCAGGACCUCCUGCAGCUCCAGUACGAGGGUGUGGCUGUCAUGAAACUCUUCAACAAGGCCAAGGUCAACGUCAACCUUCUCAUCUUCCUCCUCAACAAGAAAUUCUUGCGGAAGUGACAGAGGCAGUGGGUGCUACCCAAGCCUUUCUUACCUCGCUGGAUGCUUUUCUUAACACUAAUGCACUAUUCCACUUCCCUGCAGACACCCAGAGCUCAGGACUGGGCAGGGCUCAAGGAGUCUCACCCUUUCCCCAGCUGGGGGGAGUUUGUCUACCUGGCCACAGGCAGGGACUCUAAUUGGCUCAAGCGAGCCCUGUCUCUGAGUCUGGCUGUGUGGCUGUGAAGUCCCAGAACCCCACGGUUUUCCAGCCAGAUGGUAGGGAAUGAACCUGGGCCUGCGCUUUGACCUGAGAAAGCUAUUGCUCUUGCGUCUGCUGCUGCCCUCCCAAUACCGUGAGCACUGCCCCAGCGGCCUGAUUUCCUGCUGCCUCCCUUCUCUUCGCAGACCCCAAAGCCAGGGCUAGGCUCCCUGUCCCCACUCCCACUUCAUCAGCAGUGUGUGUUCCUGCCCUGUUAAAGCCCAGGCCCCUCUGCUGCUGUGACGCCUCACCCCCUCCAGCCCGUCACCCUCACACCGGGUGGGAGGCGCUCGUGAAUGCCCACGUGGCGUUGUGACACGGUCGUCGUCCAAGGCGGCCUAGGCAAGAUGACCCUCCGUUAACCUCAAAUCUCAUUCCCUUGUUUACAGUCUGUUUUACAUGCGGGUCACUAGGGUAUUUAUUCUCUCCUACCCCUAUACUCUGUGCAGCCUUAAUCAUGGCUUUCUUUUUGAGCUCAGAGAAAGAGUUCCCAUUUCCCUGUUCAAACUAAUAUUCGUGCCAAUCUUUUAUACCUUGUAUGUAAAGUCACCUUGGGUCACUCGUGUUUAAGAUCUCAUUACUUCAGCUUCAUACGGUACAAAGAGCAGUCUUCCCCUUUUCUCUCUCACCCUCAGGAUUCUUGCACCUUAGAGCUGAGUCUUCCAGGCAGUUUCCAUAGAUCUGCCGUCUUGUCUCUGCCACUGUCUCUCUCUUAUCCCCACAUCAACCCAGCUUCCUGUCCCUGUGGCCCUUCUGAUUUCAUUUUAAUAAAAGCAGCUGUUACCCCCA